AUGCUGGGAGAACAAACACUCAUCAAGAAGGGUCAUAGGCAAAAUCAUCAAAUGACUGCCGUUCGUAAGAAUCCCCUUCGAAUCAACAACCCAAAAUCACCCUCAAUAAGAAGUCCUUUGGAAAUGGGCUCAGUUGAAUUGGGAGCAACAUCAACUUUAAAUAAUUCUAGUGGUAUUUCACCUACACACAAGAAACAUGCACUAGUUGUUAGUGGAAUAGAAGGAGGAUCAAGUCGCCCUAAUAGUUCCCUUCCAAUACCUCCAACUACUAACAAAAACUCUGUAACAUCCCUCAACAAAUUUACCUCACUUACACCCCCAGUUAACAAAACUCAUAGUUUAUUCUCAGAUGCUGAUAUUCAAUCAAGAAACAAUUCUAGACCAUCAUCUGCAACUUCUACAAAGGGAAGAAAAGUGAUAAAUGAGCUCGUUGGACUUCCAAACCUUGCUCAACAGGUAUCUUCAAUAGUUGAACCCAACAUCAUGUCUCCCACAAAUGCUGACAGAGAAUCUAUAACAACAACAAGAAACUUGAGAUCAAGUUUUGGUGCUAGCAGACCUCCAUCUGCUAAAUUAGGUAUUUCUAACACUCACGUGGCUUCCACAUCAACAAUUUCGCCCGCACACCAUAACCAACCUUCAACUACAACAUUCCAAACCUCUACUAAUAAUAUUAAUACUUCUCAGACAAUCAAUAAUACUAAUAAUAAUAGCCACCUUAAUGAGGAAAAGUUACCUCACGUAAGACCAACCUCAGUUAAGAAGAGUACCUUCACUGAAUCAACAACGACAAAUAAUCACCACCCAACGACAAAUCAUGCUUCUUCUACAGCAGCUCUCCACGAAAUACCUUCCCAAAUCACCACCCAGCAAACAACUACGAGAUCAUCUAGUCUUAAAUCCGACUCAUCCCCUGUUAUUACUCCUUCCACACCAGAAUCAUCAUCACUUUCCUACUUUAAAAUUAAAAAAGUUCAAAGAGGCAAAGGUGUCAACGACAAAAAACCACUAAAAGUUCCAAUCGUACCAAAGACAAGAGAACUUAAACUUGAGAAUGGUGGAUUUUUGAACGAUCUUCAAGCUACUACUCUAACUAAUGAAAAGGAUGAAGAGGAUGACUUACAAAUUCUAACAAAGAACAUUGCUCAUCACCGUAAUAGCAAUCAGCACCUAAUUGAGGAAUCACCUGUUACUCCAAUAACACCAAAUUCACCUGAGCUUUCCUUUACCCCUGUAAUUGAGAAUAGGAAAAAACCACUCAAAUUUACUGAUAGAGACAUUUCGAGAAUUAAUGACUAUACAGAGUUAACACCACCUCCACAAAAUAACAAUAAGGAUAGAAUACCAACACCGGUGCUCAAGGUUCAAGAGGAUGAGGAUACACCCAAGGAUAUACCAGAAGAACAAGAGUCUCCAGAGGCAACUCGAGAGACAAUGAGACAACUCAAGUUGUUAGAAAUCUUCCCUAAUGGACUUGAUUCACAAAAUAAGAAGAUUAAGUAUCAACAACAUAAUGAUAUGGACAUGUCAUAUAAGGAAGUUAUUUCUGAAUUGAAAGUUUUAACUAGUAGAGUUUCAAUGCUGAGGAGGAAUGAACAAGGAAGAAAAAACAGCUUUAAAAAUGUUUACAAUUUCCAAAAUGAUUCACUAGCAAUGGAUGAUAUCAAUAAUGUGGAAAUUGAAAAGAUGGAAAAGAGAAUGAGAAGGUUGAAUUAUUACCGAAAGAUUAUGACUGCAGGUCUUGCUGGAUGGAAGGAAUAUAAAACUGAAAGGGAUUCAUAUGUUGCUUUGAGGAGAAGCAGCCUAGUUGAAGAACAAGGUUUUGAUGAAAUGAGCAAGGAGGAUGAAGUUGUUGAAAUCCGAAGAUUCGACGAUGAAUACAGAAGAUUUAAGCAGAGACUCAACCCAGAAAUUUCUACCAAAGUGGCUAAGGCUAUUGAACAAGUGGAUCCACAGUCAGCUGCUAUGAGUAUUUUGGAAAAUAUGGUACUCAGUAAAUCAGAAAAGAUAAAGACUGAAGAAGAUAAACAAUUACAAAAGGAAAAGCUCACAGCAGAAAUUAUUCGAUGGAAGAGCAGAUGGUCACCCUUCGGAACACCUAGCAUGUCAAGAACGACGUCUAUUCUUUCAUCUCUCGAAGGAAAAAGUGAGAGCAUUGAUAUUGCAGAUGCCGAUGAGGUAUUUGAUGUGGAAGAUGUCUCAUAUGAGGAAAAGGAGGAAGCUCAAUCAGAAGAUGAUGAAUCAGACGAUGAGGGCGAUUUUGAAAUCAUUAUUUUGAAUGACUUGCAAACUGAAGAUGAUGGAUUCUUCCUCACUUCAACCAUGAAUGAAAAUGAAGAAACUGAGGAAAAGAUGUUAAAUCAAGUAGAUCCAAGAAAACUACUGAAAGCCAUCGUUGCAGCCUCAAGAAAACCAGUUUCCAAAGCACAAAGCAAGGCCUAA
This is a messenger RNA of Naegleria gruberi, 2442 nucleotides long. RefSeq lists its product as uncharacterized. The coding region runs from base 1 to 2442 and encodes 813 amino acids. NCBI's taxonomy places the organism in Eukaryota, Heterolobosea, Eutetramitea, Acrasida, Naegleriidae. The record is from RefSeq and is a predicted model, not a curated record. The transcript has a single exon.